AUGGCAAAUAAUUUAAUAAAAGUUAUUGUUGCUGGAGUGCAAGUUGUUGGAAGAGCGUUCACGAGGGCAAUAAGGAAAGAAUUUGCCGCUAGUCAGCAGGCAGCUGAAAAGGCAGGAGGGGGUGAAAAAGGGACUAAAUCCGCUGUCGCGACGGGAUUCCAUGGAAUAUCAUUAGACGAAGCGAAAAAAAUAUUAAACAUUGACAAUAUACAGGACUCUGAAAAUGUUAUAAAAAGUUAUGACCAUUUGAUGAAAGUGAACGAUAAAUCAGAGGGUGGUUCUUUUUAUCUUCAAUCUAAAGUAUUUCGGGCAAAAGAACGGAUAGAUGCUGAACUUGGCCAUGAAAAUGAAACUAAAUCUGAACCAAAAUCAGACUCUGAAACAAAAACGUGA
This is a messenger RNA of Styela clava, 393 nucleotides long. Its product is annotated as mitochondrial import inner membrane translocase subunit tim16-B-like. Lineage: Eukaryota; Metazoa; Chordata; Ascidiacea; Stolidobranchia; Styelidae. The record is from RefSeq and is a predicted model, not a curated record. Gene Ontology annotation, cellular component: TIM23 mitochondrial import inner membrane translocase complex. Gene Ontology annotation, biological process: protein import into mitochondrial matrix.